AUCUCACUUGCGACGUCGGUGAAACGCUUUCAUUUCAGUCGGUACUCCGCUGCGCAGGGAAGCGCCUAGAGGUGAAAUAAAAUACAUAGUCCAGGGGGGAUGGUAGGCUAUAUUCGUUCAUAUUUGAGGAUGCAUUUUUUUCUAUCUCGUGCGCACCUAUAGCUAUGUAUGUACUCCAAUGCAAAUAGGUAUAGCAUAGGUUGUAACCGGUUGGACGUUUCAAUCUGAAUUGACUGGCUAGCAGUAAAUAGACUAGUAGGCUAUUACUCCGUGAUUGUUAUAAUCUCCCAGAUUGUCGGCGAGUUACUGCAGUCGAUGCUGCAGUUUUAGGCUCUUGCACCGGGCCGUGUGCUGCGACCGCAAACUCAAUGAGAAAGACAUGCUUUCCUUCGUUCUGGUCUCUGGGUCUGUCUGGAUAAUAUUAGAGCUGAGUUCCACCCUGAUGGAGAGGAUGCAGGCCCAGGAGCUAAUGAGCAGUCUACGGCUGCCUGAGCUGGAUGAGUUAACCCAGUUCUUCCGCUCCCUGCCCACCUCCACGCUGGUGGGAAUCGGUGCUCUGACUGCUGUGCUGGCCUACUGGCUGGCCACACGGCCACGCGCCAUCUCUCCUCCCUGCAACCUCCGGCACCAGUCUGAGGAAGUGCUGCAUGAAGAUGGGGUUCGCAGGUCCAUGCUGGGGGACAGCCCCAAUAAGCUGCUGACACACUACCAUGAGGAUGCCAAGACCAUGUACGAGGUGUUCCAGAGAGGCCUCCACAUAGCCGGUGAUGGACCUUGUUUAGGCUCCCGGCUACCCAACCAGCCUUACACAUGGCUGUCCUAUAAAGAGGUCACGACCCGGGCGGAGCACUUGGGGUCGGGGCUGCUGAGCCAGGGCUGCACGCCAAGCCCAGAUCAGUUCAUCGGAGUGUUUGCACAGAACAGGCCAGAGUGGAUCAUUUCGGAGCUGGCCUGCUACACCUACUCUAUGGUGGUGGUGCCUCUGUAUGACACACUAGGGCCUGAUGCCAUACAGUACAUCAUUAACACUGCCGACAUCAUCACAGUGAUCUGCGACAAGCCUGAGAAGGCCCAGGUGCUGCUGGGUAACGUGGAGAGGCAGGAAACCCCCGGGCUGAAGAGGAUCAUCCUCAUGGACCCCUUUGACCCUGCACUGCUGGAGCAGGGGGAAGGCUGCGGGGUCAUCGUCCAGUCCAUGCAAGACGUUGAGGCACUGGGCAGAGAGAAGCAUAGAAAUCCCAUGCCACCUACACCAGAAGACCUGUCCAUUGUGUGCUUCACCAGUGGUACCACAGGAAACCCAAAGGGAGUCAUGCUGACACACGGGAAUGUAGUGGCUGAUUUCUCAGGCUUCCUCAAAGUCACAGAUAAAGUCAUAUCCCCAAACCAAGACGAUGUUCUCAUCUCCUUCCUGCCUUUGGCUCACAUGUUUGAGAGACUCAUCGAGUCUGUGGUGUAUUGUCAUGGUGGCCGGAUCGGCUUUUUCCAAGGUGACAUCCGCCUGCUGUCUGAUGACAUGAAGGCCUUACGGCCCACCAUCUUCCCUGUGGUGCCUCGAUUGCUCAACCGCAUGUACGACAAGAUCUUCAGCCAGGCCAACACCCCAUUGAAGCGCUGGCUGCUGAACUUUGCAGCUAAGAGAAAAGGGGCAGAGGUCAGCAGUGGGAUCAUCCGCAUGGACAGCCUGUGGGAUAAGAUAUUCUUCAGUAAGAUACAGGCCAGCCUGGGUGGGAGGUUACGUAUGAUUGUGACUGGAGCUGCUCCGGCCUCCCCCACCGUACUGGGAUUUCUCAGGGCAGCACUGGGUUGUCAGGUGUAUGAGGCGUAUGGUCAGACGGAGUGUACUGCUGGUUGUACUUUCACCACUCCUGGAGACUGGACCUCAGGUCAUGUGGGGGCACCACUACCAUGUAACCUUAUCAAGCUGGUGGAUGUGGCUGAAAAGAACUACUUUGCUGCCAAAGGAGAAGGAGAGGUGUGUGUGAAAGGGCCCAAUGUUUUUAAGGGCUACCUUAAAGACCCAGGGAGGACGGCUGAAACGCUAGACACAGACGGUUGGCUCCACACCGGAGACAUAGGGAAAUGGUUACCUAACGGUACACUAAAGAUCAUUGACCGGAAGAAGCACAUCUUUAAGCUGGCCCAGGGAGAGUACAUCUCCCCUGAGAAGAUAGAGAACAUUUACAUCCGCUGUGAGCCUGUGACCCAGCUCUACGUCCAUGGUGACAGUCUACAGUCCUGUCUGGUUGCCAUAGUUGUUCCUGACCCAGAGACAAUGCCUGCUUGGGCCCUGAAGAAAGGCAUGGAGGGGAGCUAUCGGGACCUCUGUAAAAAUACUGUCCUGAAGAAAGCCAUCAUGGAAGACUUGCAGCGACUGGGCAAGGCGAGCGGCCUCCACUCGUUUGAGCAGGUGAAAAACAUCUACGUCCAUAAUGAGCUAUUCUCGAUACAGAAUGGCCUGUUGACUCCGACACUAAAAGCAAAGAGACCUGAGCUGAGGGAGUUUUUCAAGGAGAAGAUUGAAGACCUGUACGAAAACAUCUCCAUGUGAAACACGAUCCACAAACUAAAAGCCUGGUUCUCAGCAACAUCACUCCUCAUUCACAUUUACCCUUCACUCCACUUCACCCCUAUGAAACCACAAAAAAACAGGCUCAAAAUCAGCCAAACAAGUUACUGACUGUGGUUCAGGAAGGAAUAAUCGAUUUCUCUUUUGACGCCCGCUGACCGAGUGUUGCCCACUGCCCCACGGCAGCCAAUGUAGAUCUUCAACCAAAUCGGCCUCCUCUCCAUCUGGAAACGGCAGCAACAGACAGUCAACAGCCUGCACGUUCCUCUUUCCUUUGUAGGCCUAUCAAAACACAACUUAAAAGAUUGCAUCAGUUUUUCCCCCGACAUGAUGUGCUCAGAGUUUGCCUGGUGAGAACAUGCAUACAUGGGCUAAGGGCAGUGCAUGCAGUGUGCUCUGCAUCGUUGGGACUAUUGUUACAUGAUACUUCAACAUUUGUCCUGGGAUUUUCUGGCCGGCGACAGUCAAACUGUAUGGCUUUCUCAUGUAGUCGAUAUCGACAAGCUCCACCCAUUUGACGGAGGUUAGAACAAAAUGGACAGUGAUAUUUUGAGUUUACAUAGUACAAAUGUAUAGGCUUUGGAGUUCAUUUUGGUCGCAAAGUAUCACUAUGUAGAUGUAGAUGUAAGCAUAUGAAUGGAUUUUUUUUGUUUUGCGUGUAGUGAGAUGAAUUGUAACUUUUAUUGAAUUUUCUGUCAUAUGGAAUCAUCACCAUAUCCUUGUAUUGAAUGAGUGCAUCGAUAGGGAUUAGGGGGUGGGGAUGGGGCAGAUAAAUCAAAUAAAUUCUGGAAUGAUUUAUUUAUUUUCCAUGUCAAGCGAUGCUCAAUCAAACUAAAACAGGAUUAUCUUUGCAUUGCAACACUGACUCAUUUGGCUGGGCGAUAUAGACAAAGUGUUAACUAUGAUCACGAUCGAGAUAAAGGGUCAUAUGUUUACUAUGGCACAAGAAAAGUCUACGUCGAGCUAGCAGAUGCUAGUGCCUGCUUCUUCUCAGCAGCCAACAACCACAAUGUUGAGCGCCGAAGGUCUAUAGGGUAUAUUUUCUUCAAGUACCUCAGAUGAUGUUUCAUCAUCAUAUUUGAUGUCUGAUUUUAGUGGGGGAAAGACUGCACUUACAGAGCCUCUGAAAUAUGUUUGUGGGCAGUAGAACCUCACAUUGUCUGUUACAGCUAACCAAUUAACCUCCAUAUCGAAGUUGCAUGGGGGUAAGGGUUUCGACUCAAGCUCAAAGGAAAGGCUAGCAAUUGUAAUUUUACUGGGUUUUGAGUGAACCGAGGCCUGAAGACUAGCCCACAAAGUACAUGCCUACAUGAUUUAGCUCUGCAGGCUAACACAGUGUUGUGACAGUCAGCCAGGGCUCAAAUCAUAGUGUCCAUCACAUAGAUUAAUAUAAUGUAUUUGCAACAUCCAGCUCAUUUUAUUUGGUAAAACGCUAUUUACAUUUUUAACACUGUGUCCAAAAAAAUGAUUGACUUAAGCCCUUGGCUCCUAUAAGGACCAUAGGCCGUUGAUGGUAGUCCUCCAUCUCACUUAUUUUGGGUCAAGUUUUUCAACUUUGCACCAAUUGAGGCCGCUCUCAGUCAUUUCUGUCUGGACAAAUACACCUGUCAGAUAAAUAUCUAACCGGAAAUGUUUUUAUUUUUAAAAAUCCUGAGUCACAAUCACAAGUCUCUGCUUACCAACAAGCUGUUCAGAGGAUAACAUGAAUCCACUUCACAGAUAAGAUGUGAUUGACAUAUGUAGGGGAGAGUAUGAGGAUUGUGUACAUUGCAUCUGGCAGAACAAGCAUGCUUGUACAGCACUUUUGUAAAUUAAUGUAAAGUAUAAAAGGUAAACAUUUUUUCUUUGCAUGUGAAACCAUGGGACAGGUGAGGAAUCAAUAAAAAUGUAUAGUCAAAUUCCAACUUAUGAAUGUAAACAGGGCAGAAUAUAAAUAAUCAUGUAGUAUGUUUAAAAAUAUAUAAAUAGUAUGUUUUAUAGUAAAUCUAAAUGAUGGGCAGGAGAGGAAUAAAGCUGUACAUGUUGGA
Oncorhynchus keta (chum salmon) is the source of this 4596-nucleotide messenger RNA. Its product is annotated as long-chain-fatty-acid--CoA ligase 6-like. The coding region runs from base 380 to 2551 and encodes 723 amino acids. The record is from RefSeq and is a predicted model, not a curated record. Gene Ontology annotation, molecular function: arachidonate-CoA ligase activity. Gene Ontology annotation, biological process: very long-chain fatty acid metabolic process; long-chain fatty-acyl-CoA biosynthetic process; long-chain fatty acid metabolic process. Lineage: Eukaryota; Metazoa; Chordata; Actinopteri; Salmoniformes; Salmonidae. The transcript has 21 exons. Gene Ontology annotation, cellular component: endoplasmic reticulum; membrane.